Messenger RNA from Carlito syrichta (Philippine tarsier), 1402 nucleotides. It is a transcript of the gene BPIFB2, whose product is annotated as BPI fold containing family B member 2. The coding region runs from base 38 to 1402 and encodes 454 amino acids. The record is from RefSeq and is a predicted model, not a curated record. The transcript is spliced from 15 exons. Gene Ontology annotation, molecular function: lipid binding. Lineage: Eukaryota; Metazoa; Chordata; Mammalia; Primates; Tarsiidae.
CGGCCCACAGAUCCCAGUGUCAGCAACCAGGACAGCCAUGACUCGGGCACGUGGGCUGGGCCUGCUGUUGGUGCUGCUGCUGCCCAUGGUCAGCGCCUCUAUGCCGGGCACCGUGGUCAGACUCAACCAGGCAGCGCUGGGCUAUGUGUCUGAAAUCGGGAAAGCUCCUCUCCAGCGGGCCCUGCAGGUCACUGUCCCUUAUUUCCUGGACCGGAGUGGAGAGGUGCUUCAGCCUACCAGGAUCCAGAUUCUGAAUGUCCACGUGCCUCACCUCCACCUGAGAUUCAUUGCUGGUUUCGGGAUACGCUUGCUGGCAGCAGCCAAUUUUACUUUCAAGGUCUUCCGUGUCCCGGAGCCCCUGGAGCUGACGCUGCCUGUGGAACUGCUGGCCGAUGCCCGUGUGGCUCAGGGCUCCAUCGGGACCCCUGUGGUCAGCGUCUCUGCCUGCUCCUCCCUCUUAGGCCGAGUGGACCAGCUUGACAGCCAUGACAGCUCCUCUCGCGCACUGCUGGUCCUGGUGCAGAAGCACAUCGACGCCGUCCUGAGUAACAAGCUCUGCCUGAGCAUUUCCAACCUGGUGCAGGGCCUCAACGUCCACCUGGGCACUUUGAUCGGCCUCAACCCUGUGGGCCCCGAGUCGCAGAUUCGCUACUCCAUGGUGGGUGUGACCGUCACCAGCGACUACAUUUCCCUGGACAUCAGUGCUCUUCUCUUCCUGCUGGGCAAGCCCAUUGUCCUGCCCACCGAGGCCUCUCGCUUCGUGCUGCCGCGGCACGUGGGCACCCAAGGCACCAUGGCCACCGUGGGCCUCUCCCAGCCCCUGUUUGACUCUGCACUCCUGCUGCUGCAGAAGGCUGGCAGCCUCAACCUGGACGUCACGGGGCAGCUGGACAACCCACUGAACACCUCCACCCUGGGCCGGCUCAUCCCCGAGGUGGCCCGCCAGUUUCCUCAGCCCAUGCCUGUGGUGCUCAAGGUACGGCUGGGGGCCACGCCCGUAGUCACUCUCCGCACCAACAACGCCACUCUGCGGCUGCAGCCCUUCGUGGAGGUCCUGGCCGCGGCCUCCAACUCCGCCUUCCAGUCCCUCUUCUCCCUGGACGUGGUCGUGAACUUGCGCCUCCAGCUCUCUGUGUCCAGGGUGAAACUUCAGGGCACCACGUCUGUGCUGGGGGAUGUCCAGCUCUUGGUGGCCUCAUCCAAUGUGGGCUUCGUUGAUACGGAUCAAGUGCAUGCACUCAUGGGCAGUGUAUUUGAGAAGCCCCUGCUGAACCACCUCAAUGCUCUCCUGGGCAUGGGAAUCGCCCUCCCCAAUGUGGUAAACCUCUACUACGCCAACCCCGAGGUUUUUGUCUAUGAGGGUUAUGUGGUGAUAUCCAGUGGGCUCUCCUACCAGCGUUGA